Molecule: messenger RNA, 551 nt
Organism: Nothobranchius furzeri (turquoise killifish)
Lineage: Eukaryota; Metazoa; Chordata; Actinopteri; Cyprinodontiformes; Nothobranchiidae
Source: RefSeq, a predicted model, not a curated record
UGUCUCAAUUCAGGGUCUGCAUCCUACCUCGGCCGGAUUCGUCGGCCGGUUACGUCACAGCGCCGCGACUAGGCCUGUCCCAAUUCGAAGACUCCUUCAAAUGCGGUCGACGAAUGCGGCCUUCUUUUCGCCUGAAUGAAGGAUGGGUCGGGUGUAUCCUUCAAUAGGUAGCAUUUCCCAAGAUGCCUUGCGGGCCGGCCGGCAGAAAACUUUUACAACAAUGGCGGACAGUGAAGCGGGAGCUGUUGGAGAAGAUAGCACGUAUAAAUGGACUAAAGACAAAACACAAGAAUUCAUACAGCUUAGAGCGGAGAUGGACCACAUGUUCACCGGAGCAAAGCAUUCGGCGUCUGUGGCAUGGAGGAGUAUUCUGGAGAAAAUGUCCAUCCAGGGGAAGGUGACCCCCAUCCAGGCCAAAAAAAAAUGGGAUAAUUUAAAGAAAAAAUAUAAAGUAUGUAGAUGUGUGUGGAAAAAUAUAACAUGAAUACAUGCUAAAUCUAAAAAGUUUAAACAGGUUUGUUGGUAUUUGUGUAAAAUGACAUAAUUUUAUU